AUGUCAAACUUGCAGGCUCUGUCACUGAAAAGACAGACAUUAAGCACCAGCUACCUUGCACACCAGCAUCUCCUCUUCUUCUGCAGGGAUUUUGCAACAAUGACUUCAGGAAUCUUUCUGUUACUUUUCUGUGGGAUUAUUUCAGAACACCUUGGAAAUGCACAGAAAUUGUCAAAAGAAAAAAAGAAACUAAAUAUGAAAGUCCACAUCAAUGCUACUGGUGACACACUUGUAAUGAAGUUUCUUCGUCCAAAUCAAAACACCAGGCUUGAAGGAUUUAUUUUGGGAUAUGGGAAUAACUUCUUCUCAAACCAGUACAUACAGUGGCCAGAAAAUGGAAAGUCAUACAUUACAGAAGUUGAUGCUGAACCAAGAUAUUUGAUAUCUGUAAAACCAAAUGAAAAUAAGAAGUCCUGCAAAGAAAAGAACUCUACGCAGAAACCUAUUCAGCUUGUUAUUGGCACCUUGACACCCACCUCAGUGUUUCUAUCAUGGGGUAUCCUUAUAAAUCCACAGAUUGACUGGUCUGUUUUAAACAAAUGUCCAAAUGACAGGUUUUAUACAGUGCGCUACAAAGAAAAAAACAAGGACUGGCUAUUCCAGCUCUGCCCAACAACUGAAACAGUAAUAGACAAUCUAAAACCUAAUACUCUGUAUGAAUUUGGUGUGAAAGAUAACACAGAUGGCGGGAUCUGGAGCAACUCAUAUAACCAUAAGACAAUACCCAAAGGGAAAGAAAACGGACAGAUCCAAAAUACCUAUAAAAUCCCAAAAGGCGUAAUACAGUUGCCUCCUGAAAAUACAAAAGCAUACAUUCCAAUAACUGUGAUUAAACAAGGGUUUCAAAAUCUUACUAAUUUGCUGAAACCUAAACCGACAGUGGCCGUCUCUCCAACAGAGCAAAAUCCAGUCCGCAAGGAAGAACCAAAAAAAGUUCCAGCAGCUACCACUACUAAGGCACCUACACCUAAGCCAAAACUAGUUAUGAAAGUUACAGAACCUCCUCCAGCUGUCAAACCAUCAGAAAAAGCCAGUGCCGAAGACCUCAAACCAGCAAUGACAAGCCAACCCUUUGUGGAAUCUUUCACACCGGACUCAUCCAUUGAUACCCUAGAAUGGGUCCGAGCCACCAUGGUAACACAUCCCUAUAUCUCUGUUAUUAAUGAAUCAAAUGAACCUCCUACCAUCGAUGACCAGUCACAGGCAUCACCAUUGGUGUGGGUCAAACAAAAAAAUGGCAUAUCCGCAGAAUCAACCGAAGUGCCAGCCGUGGAAAUUCACCCAACUUUGGACCAUGCCAAAGAGACAAUGGCGCUGACUGAAAAGCAAUUGCUGGUUUCAUCCAAACCAAUAAUAGUUUCAAGCUCAGAAAAGCCACAACCUAGAUUGGCAAUCCCUACCAUUGCACCUGUUCCUCUAACAAGGGAACCUCCUAUUCAACAGCCAAAGACUGUAUUGGCAAGUGGAAGUCUUACCACUCAGGCACCACAGACAAUAAGCAUCCUACAAAGAGCAUCUGUAUCAUCAGUAAAAACAGUACUAACUACUCAAGUGCCUUUCAAAAGGCAGAAGACAAUGUUAGGUAUGUCGACAAAAAUAACUCCUGUCACUGUAGGACAAACUAGCUCCAAACCCGCAGGGAAACCUCCAUUGAUAUCUCGUGAACCCCCAGUGAGCAAACGUGCACCCCCCAGACAGCACAGCACAAAUUCGGCAGGAUUACAUCCAUUUAUCACUGAUGCUCCACAUUCGAGCAUUCAUGUGUCUUGGAAACAGCAGACAACUGCAGCUGUGAGCCUGAAGCUUCCUACUGAAGUUCCAUCUACAAAACCCAGCUUGGAAUAUUACCAAACCAUUCAUGUGCCAAAAGACAAGGAGCUUUACACUGAAGAUAGUCUAGACAUCACAGAAUGGGCAGACAGUGCAAAUGGGCUCUUAACAUCAACAUCUGCUCCAGAUAGAACGUCGGCCAUACGUUUGAUUACAAAAAAACAAUCAAGGACCCCAAAGGCAGAGAAACCACGAGUGAGAACUCAAGUACCUAUCAAAGAGCGCAGGACCACAAUAGCUGCAGUUGGGAAACAUCCUAUUUUUGUUCCUACUACAAAAUCCAACUGGGAGUACUCCCAAACCCUUCACGCAGAAAGAUACCCAGUCUCUACUGAUGAAACCCAAGUCAGCACUCAUGUACCUAUCAAACAGCAAAGGACCACACUGGCAGGGAAACAUCCUGUGUCCACCGAUGAACCACAAGUGACUACUCAUGUAUCCAUCAAUCAGCACAGAACCACAUUGGCUGCAGGUGUUCCUGCUACAAAACCCAGCUUGAAACAUCUUCAAACUAUUCAUGAACUACCCUUGAUUCGGUCAACAUCAUCCUCUGGGCCAGAUGUAACUUGGAAAAUCCCACAGGUUACUCGAGAAAAAGACAGCACCCCACAGGUGGGAAGCCAUCCAGUGUCUACCAAUGAACCAGAAGUGAGCACUCGUAAACCUAUCAAACAGCACAGGACCACACUGGUGGCGAGUGGGAAGCAUCCUAUUGAUGUUCCUACUACAAAAUCCAGCUUGGAACCUCCUCAAACUAUUCAUGCCAGGAGAUAUCCAGUGUCUACUGAUGAACCACAACCAAGCACUCUUGUAUCUGUCAAAGAGCACAGGACUACAUUGGCAGGUAGAUAUACAGUGUCCACCGAAGAAGCACAAGUGAGCACUCCUGUACCUAUCAAACAGCACAGAACCACACUGGCUACUACCAGACAAGCUAUUCCAGACAAAUACUUUCACUACUUUACCAAAACAACUACUGCAUACUCUGGAGGUCAGCUCAUUCCUACCACAUCACAGGAUAUUGCAGAAGUGUCACUAGCUGUACCUGUUCCAAGUGAAACACCAUUCCUCCAUCCACCAGCUGUUCCUAGUACAGAAGCUCCUCAGUAUGGAGAUGACAGCACUGAGCUAGUUCCUGAAAUAAUAACAACGGAUUCUCUUUACAUCGUUGAACAAGAAAAAAUAAGCUUAGCUUCCAGUGACAAGCCAAUUGUCCAUAUGUUUGCAACAACUUCAAAGCCAAGCAUCAAGAUCACAGCUGCACCAAAGAAAUCCCGUCCCUCUCCCACCCAGUCUAGUACCUCACCCACGGCAGAAGUAAAACAGCCAACACCUGCACCAAAGAAAUCCCGACCCUCUCCCAUCCAGUCUAGUACCUCAUCCACGGCAGAAGUAAAACAGCCAACACCUGCACCAAAGAAAUCCCGUCCCUCUCCCACCCAGUCUAGUACCUCACCCACCGCAGAAGUAAAAAAGCCAACACCUGCAUCAAAGAAAUCCCUUCCCUCUCCCAUCCAGUCUAGUACCUCACCCACGGCAGAAGUAAAAAAGCCAACACCUGCACCAAAGAAAUCCCGACCCUCUCCCAUCCAGUCUAGUACCUCAUCCACGGCAGAAGUAAAACAGCCAACACCUGCACCAAAGAAAUCCCGUCCCUCUCCCACCCAGUCUAGUACCUCACCCACGGCAGAAGUAAAACAGCCAACACCUGCACCAAAGAAAUCCCGACCCUUUCUCACCCAGUCUAGUACCUCAUCCACGGCAGAAGUAAAACAGCCAACACCUGCACCAAAGAAAUCCCGUCCCUCUCCCACCCAGUCUAGUACCUCACCCACGGCAGAAGUAAAACAGCCAACACCUGCACCAAAGAAAUCCCGACCCUUUCUCACCCAGUCUAGUACCUCAUCCACGGCAGAAGUAAAACAGCCAACACCUGCACCAAAGAAAUCCCGUCCCUCUCCCACCCAGUCUAGUACCUCACCCACGGCAGAAGUAAAACAGCCAACACCUGCAUCAAAGAAAUCCCAUCCCUCUCCUACCCAGUCUAGUACCUCACCCACGGCAGAAGUAAAACAGCCAACACCUGUUUUAAAGGCAUUUGAAAGAGUUAACUUAGCAGAAGAAGCUAAAGAACCCUCUGUUCCAGUUGAGACAAAAAAAAGUUCUACUUUGGCUCCCAAAACAACAAUUUCAACAGAAAGCCCAUCCCCAGAGCUUGAUCAAAAAACACCUCAUCGUAUGCCCAUUAAUCUUAUCAGAGUUCAUUUUUUUGACGAGCAAUCAACGGUGCCAGAUAUCACAGGGAAACUCAGGGAAACAACAGAUAGCCCUCCUCCAAAGGAUGAUCGUAAACCACCUCAUCGUAUGCCAAUUAAUGUUAUAAGAGUUCAUUUUUUUGAAGAUCCAGAGCAAUCAACCACUAAAGUGCCAUAUAUUUCAGAAACAGUUAUUCCUACUAAACGCUGGAAAACAACUGAGAGUCCCCUCCCAACAGAUGCCGCAAGCAAGACACACACCACUUUGCCACCAACACCCAAAACAAAUCAGUCAAGUAAAAAGUCCAUCACAAAACCUGUUGUACAUACAACGCAAAAACCACCUCAUCAAAAAACAACUCUCAGACCAGAAAGUCCAGACACUAAACCUGUUCCUAUACAGACACAAAAAGUUUCUCCACCUAAAACAAAAAAAAACCAACAGACUCCACGUCCACGUGCAAAACCUGCUCCCACUGGACCACCACAAGUCUCUAUUAAGCCUGUAAUUCCGCAUCAAAUUCGAGAAGCAACGUUGGCUCCAUAUAGAGUGCACCCUAGUUCCUCCAGACCCAGAACAUCAGUCAGACCAAGGACCAGACCUGCACAAAAUGGCACAGCGCUCAGGGCAAGACCAACUGGAGACAAUACAUGGAUGACUGGUGUAAUACCAGGUGGAAGGUACAUUGACAGUACUAAACUUCUUGGUGCUAGCAGAAAUAUUUCAAUGGAACCAAACAAUACUGGAAAGAGAGUAUUCUCAGUGUCUUCUGCGCCGCUUAUUCCUGUACGACCGACAAGCGUGCGAAGAAGAUUUCCACCUACAAAUGUUACAGGUAGACCAGGAGGUCCAGGAAGUGUUCUGUUACCAGUGGUUCCUUCAACAGCCAAGCCUAACCGUACAACACCUGCAAAACAACCAACCUAUCCUCCUGAGGAUGACAUUGUUGACACCACAGUAUUUAGUCCAAGUCCAAAAUCAGAUAUUGAUGCACUGGGCAAAACCCGAUACACAGCACCCCAUGUCAAGUAUAUGAGCAAGGACGAAAAAAUCCCAUGUUCUAUAACUGAAAGUCUCAGGCAUUUCCCGACAGAGGAGGCUAGCAACCAAGAAGCAACCAUGCCUCCGCAGAACCCACCAUCCAACCUUACUAUAGUGACGGUGGAGGGUUGUUCGUCCUUUGUUAUUCUGGAGUGGGAACCAAAUGACAAUGACACAGUCACAGAAUAUGAGGUUAUUUCGAAAGAAAACGGAGCACCUCCGGGAAAAGACCAGUCCAUAACAACUACAAAUCAGACGCACUCAACGGUGGAAAACUUGAAGCCUGACACAAGUUAUGAAUUCCACGUGAUUCCAAAAAAUCCUCUUGGAGAAGGUCCUGUUAGCAACACUGUGGAAUUCAACACAGAAUCAGCGGAUCCGAGAGUCAGCGAGCCUGUUAAAGCUGGAAAAGAUGCUAUCUGGACAGAAAUAAAAUUUAAAUCAGACUCCUAUUCAGAAUGCAGAGGGAAACAGUACGUUAAGAGGACCUGGUAUAAGAAGUUUGUUGGCAUUCAACUCUGUAACUCUCUGAGAUAUAAGAUAUACCUCAGCGAUUCUCUUUCAGGAACAUUUUACAAUAUAGGUGACCAGUCUGGAUUUGGGGAGGACCACUGCCAGUUUGUCGACUCAUUCCUUGAUGGAAGGACAGGUCAACAGCUAUCACCUGAACAACUGACAAGCAGAAAAGGAUUUUACAGAUCAGUUCGCCAACAACCAGUAGACUUUGGAAACAUAGGAGGCAACACGCACAUUAGCUACGUCCAUUGGUAUGAAUGUGGCAUUGCAAUUCCUGGCAAAUGGUAAUAAGAGGAGAAUUCACUUCACUCAAGCACAACUUGGUCGCUAGGAAUUGCGCUGGCUUUUAUAGUAUCCUCAUUUUUUAAAUGUCUACUAAUGUAAAAUAUGUAUUAAAGAAGUCAGAGUAAUGAGAUUAUUAUGGAGUAAACAUUUUUCAGAGUAGACUGCUUCCAUAUUUAUCAGAAUUAUCAAUAUAAAAAGGAUAUUGUUUUAAUAGGAUAAAAUCUCGGGAAGCUGGCUCCCUGUUCUUGGAAUUUUAAGAAAAGCAGUGUCUAUAUUAUUUAUCACAAUGUUGUAAUAAAUGUUUUUAGGCAAACUAAAUAUUCAGAUACAUCGUUGUAAAAAAAAAAAAAUACAGAUUUCUAAACCAAGCAUUAUCAAUCAAACCAAUCUUUCAAUAGUGGUCGUUGUCUAAACAGAAUUGUGAAUGUUUUAAUUUAUUUAAUCAAAAGACCACAGCAUUGACUUCAUAUCUGUGUGGUUCUUGCACAUGUUUAAAUGGUGAGUUUCCAUUGCAAAAUGAACCAAACAUUUAGUAAUUCCAAUACAUUCUUUUUUUGGGGUGACAAUAGCCAACUACUGUUUUAACAUUAUAUUGCAAAAUCUACUAAUGUUCACUAAAACACUGUUUUCGUGUACAUUUAAUUACAUGAACAUUUUUUUUCCCAAAUCCAAUCAAGCAUUUUAAAAAAACAAGGCAGGUACUUUUAUGUGUUCCCUCUGUUGUGUAAGAAGAUACUUUACUUUUUAGGCUGCAAAUAUUUUAAGGUUUAACGUAAGCAUGUGAUUUAUAAAUAAAAUUGUAAUUAACUCUACAAAAUGUACAGUAUAUCCAGUAUAGCUUUAUUUCCAAUGCAACUUGGUUUUGUAUCUGAAAAGCAGUAUAUGAAUUCUACAAUAAAGAAACCGAUCUUUUUUUU
Molecule: messenger RNA, 6845 nt
Organism: Pelobates fuscus (common spadefoot toad)
Lineage: Eukaryota; Metazoa; Chordata; Amphibia; Anura; Pelobatidae
Gene: ABI3BP
Product: ABI family member 3 binding protein
Exons: 72
Coding region: 1-5931 (1976 amino acids)
Biological process (GO): positive regulation of cell-substrate adhesion; extracellular matrix organization
Molecular function (GO): protein binding
Source: RefSeq, a predicted model, not a curated record